Messenger RNA from Styela clava, 1750 nucleotides. Its product is annotated as tubulin-specific chaperone C-like. Gene Ontology annotation, cellular component: cytoplasm. The record is from RefSeq and is a predicted model, not a curated record. NCBI's taxonomy places the organism in Eukaryota, Metazoa, Chordata, Ascidiacea, Stolidobranchia, Styelidae. Gene Ontology annotation, biological process: post-chaperonin tubulin folding pathway; tubulin complex assembly. Gene Ontology annotation, molecular function: tubulin binding.
UUGAAUGCUUGGUGACUUCAAUAUUUGCUCUAAUCAUUGUGCUGUCUAUGUUUAUGUGUGUUCAAAAUUUAAAAGUUUGAUUUGUUUACAUAUCAAAAAUUUAUAUAUUAUCAUAUUCUAGACAUAAAAAAUGAAAUAAUUAUUCUGAAUGUUUUGAAAAAUGUUGAUAAUACUGGAGAAUUGUAAAUUUUUUUUGAUCUGUUACAAGCUUUAAUUGGAAAUUUUAGUUUUUGCUUAUAACAGAUUACUUCCUGAGUAAAGCCAUUGGUUCAUAACUAGUUGGGAUAUAUAGCUAGCUGGUUUGCAAAAUUACCUGAUGUUCUAAAUUCUGUUGGGUUUUCUUUGUUGUUUUAGACUGUGUAUGUUUUUUCCAUAAUGAAAUAGAAUAAAUAGAAGAUAUGGUAAAUAAUAACUGUGUAAAUAAUUCUGAAUCAUCUUUAUUAGUUUGUUAAUGGUGCAAACAGUAAAACAUUCAUUAAUAAAAGCAGGCUUUUAAAUUGUUUACUUUCCAUUUGAGCAUAAUUAUUUUGAUAUGUUCUGGUAAGUAGUCUCUGGAAACAUUGAUCAUUCAAUAUGGAUGCUAUUAGCAGUGAAACAAAUGGUUCCAAAGAUACUAUUAUGAAAAAGAAAGAACUCAAAACAGCAAUGCUGGAGAAACGCGAAGAGGAAAGAGUAGAUAGCAUUCAACAAAAACGGAAUCAAGACACAGAGUCAAAAGCGAAGAUGGAAACUUAUGAUUAUUUUAUAUCACAUUUCAAAGAUGAGUGCGAUGCUGUACAAACUGAACUGGACAGAACAGAUAUCAAUAAAUCUGAUCGCAUUCAAAUUGCAAGUUAUCUUGAAAAUUUAUCUGAGUCCUAUGAAAAAGUUUUAAAAUUUGUAAAUAACUCUACAAUGUUUCUACGACCUUAUCAACUUGAGCAGGCACAGAAAACUCUUAAUCAGGUUCAGACGGAUGUUUCCAAGAAGAAGCUUGAACUGAUUCCCAAAAAAAAGUUCACAUUUAAAUCUAAAAAGAAGAACGAAGUAUCAAUUAAAGAAUCUGAUAAGAAUCCUGUAAAAAAAGUCGACGAUAAGAAAUUUAACUUCUCCGCGAGUGAAUGCGGAAUAUCUGAUAAAUACGAUGCGACUAUAGCUAUGAAACCUGAUGAAAUUAAUCAAAGAGAUGUAUCAUUGACAAAACUAGAAAAUUGCCGACUGGAAUUAAGUGGUUAUCCAGGAACAGUACACCUUAACAACAUAAAAAAAUGUGUCAUAUUGUGUGGACCUGUAUCAGGUUCUGUGUUUGUUGAUAACUGUACCGAUACCAAGAUUAUCACUGGGUGUCAACAGCUCCGUGUACAUAAUACAACUGAUACUGAUUUCUAUAUCCAUGUCACCAGUAGAGCAAUUAUUGAAGACACAUCGAGGGUACGAUUUGCACCAUUCAAUUGGACCUAUGAAAAUCUUCAAGAUGAUUUUGGUAAAUCUGGCCUGAAUAAAGAUUUGAAUAACUGGAGUAAGGUGGAUGAUUUCAAUUGGUUAGCUGCUGAUAUACCUUCACCAAACUGGUCUUUAUUGCCAGAGUCUGAACGAAAACAACAGUGGUAGAUAUUUUAACCUACAAAGGAUGAUGUAUUCUGAAUAAUUAUACCAUAGUCAAAAACAAAUCGAAUAUUGUGUGUUGUAGGUUACGUUGGCCAUAUUUGCAUACCUAUUGUGUUAAAUAUUUAACCGUUUUAGAAAUAAAUGAGAUAAUUUGUAACGAUAA